CACUUAGUGACACUGUCUCGUGAUAUUUUAGCCGACUCGCAAUUGACAGCCGUCGUCACUGUAAACGUCAAACAUACAAACCAACAACUGCAAAUUGUGCAAAGAAAUACCAGAUCGAAAAGUUUUGUGAAAAUUUUGUAGAAAAAUGUUCAAAAAAUUCGACGAGAAAGAGAACAUUUCGGGUACUCAACAGCUGAAGUCAUCUGUGCAAAAGGGUAUUCGUACGAAAUUAAUCGAACAAUUUCCUCACAUCGAAACGCACGUUGAUCAAAUCCUGCCGAAGAAGGAUGCAUUCAAAAUUGUGAAAUGCCAAGAUCAUAUCGAAAUUUUGAUCAACAGUUCCGGCGAUCAGCUGUUUUUCCGACAUCGCGAAGGUCCAUGGAUGCCGACUUUGCGGCUACUGCAUAAAUACCCAUACUUUUUGCCAAUGCUACAAGUCGACAAAGGUGCUAUUCGAUUCGUUCUGAGUGGAGCCAACAUUAUGUGCCCGGGAUUGACAUCGCCAGGUGCAUGCAUGACACCGGUAGAUAAGGGUACGGUCGUCGCUAUUAUGGCAGAAGGAAAACAACAUGCACUAGCUAUCGGCUUCACAAGCCUCUCAACCGAAGACAUAGCCAAAGUUAACAAAGGUGUCGGCGUUGAGAACUGUCAUUACCUAAACGAUGGUCUUUGGCAAAUGAAACCAGUCAAAUAAAUUCCGAAAAUGAAGAAAACAAUGCAUUUUUUAUCGGCUGAACACGAUGAUAUUCUCUUUUGUAACAUCUCAAGCUAAUAUGACUUUGUAUUUUUUAAAAUUUCGCUAAAUAUAUUUAAAUAUGAAAUCGAAA
This is a messenger RNA of Sitodiplosis mosellana (orange wheat blossom midge), 827 nucleotides long. It is a transcript of the gene MCTS1, whose product is annotated as malignant T-cell-amplified sequence 1 homolog. The record is from RefSeq and is a predicted model, not a curated record. Bases 146 to 694 code for a protein of 182 amino acids. Gene Ontology annotation, biological process: formation of translation preinitiation complex. The transcript is spliced from 3 exons. NCBI's taxonomy places the organism in Eukaryota, Metazoa, Arthropoda, Insecta, Diptera, Cecidomyiidae. Gene Ontology annotation, molecular function: RNA binding.